AUGACCUAUCGAGAAAAAUCUGGAGCGCUUGCCACAGAGCUGACCGUUCCUGCAAUCAGAGUCUCAUUACGCGCAGCGACAGAGCUGUUCUCCGCUAGGAUUGACCAGCUUGUUCAAUUCAUUUACGACAAUGGCUUCGAGCCGCCGCCAAUGAAGACCGAGGACGAAAUGGGAAUCAAUCGGGUUCUGGACACAUUGCAAAUACCCCGUGGAGUGCCGAAGAGAAAGUAUUCUCCAACGUCAGAACCUCUGAGUGCUGUACCUACGCCUGGGCCUCAGCCACCUGCAGACAGCCCGCUUCCCAUACCUGCGUAUAAUAGGAAUUAUGCUGCGAACGGGAACCUUUCCGAAGCUUUGCCGUCGCAAAAUGUCCUGCCUACUGAGAAUGCAACCGUAGCUAACCAGGAGACAAUGAUUCCGUUUGGUUUCCAGUUUCCUCAGACGAGUUGGGAAUUUGCCCUUCCGACCGCAGAGAGCUUGGACUCUCUAUACGCAAAUAUGAGUGGCGGGUACCAGGCAUCCCCUGAGAAUGGGUUCAGCCCGGACAGUCUGCACUUGUCUCAAGACAUAGCGCAGCAGCCGGGUGUUCUUCUCGAACAGGCCCAGAACAGCAGAGAUGAUGACAGCGACAGCGGUGAGGAAAACGAAGCGGAGAAAGAUGUUAUUGAACAGAUUUCCCAUCGGAUCGGGACGUUGAAAAUUGCAGGCGAUGGACAUCUACGAUUUUACGGCGCGACAUCAAACCUCAACCUUGUCGAUGUGUCUGCGACGCAACAGCGCCAGCGUCCGGAUGCUCGGACUGUUCGCUAUGAUGGGCAGGAUAUCCUAAACCACUUGCGCGUUGGACAGUCGGUAGACCAGGCCCUCGAGGACCAUCUCUUGGAGCUCUAUUUUACUUGGCAGAACUGCAGUACGUAUGUUGUUGACAAGGAGAUGUACUACACUGCCAGGCAGAAUUGGAGAGAGGAGCUAGACGAUACACCGUUUUACUCUGAAGUGCUAACCAACGCUAUGUGUGCUGUUGGAAGUGCCUUUGAGGCUCGAUACCACCCCACGUUUAUUACAUUCCCAAAGUCACUCUCAGAAUUCUUCGCGGACAGAGCCAAGGCGCUGCUGGAAAUUGAGCUGGACUCUCCAUGUGUCGCCACAGUGCAGGCGCUUGUGAUUAUGAGCUGCCAUGAAGGUGCGUCAAACCGUGAUGCACGAGGUUGGCUCUACAGUGGCAUGUCUAUGAGGCUUGCAUUCGAUCUCGGACUACAUCUGGAUAUGACACCAUAUGUAGAGAAAGGAGACAUGAGUGCUUUCGAAGCCGAUGUGCGGCGAAUAGCUUUCUGGGGAAGCUACACUGCAGACCACUUCUGGGGCUUCUACCUUGGACGGCCGUUCCGAAUGAAUGCCGGAGAUAUCACCGUCCCUAAGCCCGCAUCGGGCUUAACUGUCGGAAAAGAAGACACAUGGCGUCCCUAUGGUCUACCCACAGACCAAGAAGGAUUUGAUGGAGCGCUGAAGAACCCUAAUGAACUGAUUAGCCGGCAAUUCGCCGUGCUUUGGGAGAUAAUAUCCCCUCUCGGACAUGUUCUAUAUGGAUGUUCCGACAUUCCGCGCCAUGAACUGCAAAGGUUCUGCCACAGAGUGACGGAUGAUCUCUUUGCCUGGAAAGCCAACCUACCCUCCCGCCUUGACAUCGACCUUGCAGAUGACACAACGCCUAUCCUGCCUCACCUCCUCAUGCUACACCUCCAAUACCACCAAAUUGUCAUCUUCACCCACCGCCCCUGGGUUUCGAAGAGCUACAUCCAACCACGCAGCCCUCGGCAAGGCCCAGGCUAUCACCACGCGCGUAAAAUGUGCAUAGAGUCCUCAAUCGCAAUUGCGCGGCUUCUCCACAUCUAUGAGAAGCACUACACAUUCCGCCGCAUGAACAACCAGGUCGUCUCCAUGAUCUUCAGCGCCGCUCUCAUCCUCCUCUACGUCACAAUCUCUUCCACCCCGCUCGCCAGCAGAACAGGCCUUGAGCAACUCAUGGACAAAAGCACCGAAAUGGUCGCCUAUCUGAACCUCUGUUUCCGCGCUCUAGACGAGCUCGGCCAGUCGUUCGAAAACGCCAAACGCACCCGCGAUUUCCUUGUUAGUCUCCAGCGACGCUGGCAGGCGAGGAUGCGCCGCUCGGGAGCUAUGAAGCGCCAGAUUAGUAGCCACCGGCCAGCUCAACCUUCUAAUACAAGAGAGUCCGCAGGAAAUGCAAUCCACCGAGACUCCUCGGCCACCUGUAAGAAGACCAGAGUCAGCGCGUCAGCAAAGGGACACAACCACUCAGCUUCUUUCUCCCUACCCACAACCCCCCCAGAACUACAGACCACGAAUGGAGGAGGAUUAUCUGCGGACUUUGACAUUAAACGCACCAAUCUUCAAACUCAAGGCCGACCCCAUAAUCUCCCAACAACAACGACGACCGGCCUUAACCUCAACCCGGCACAGCACAGCGACAUUGACUCAUGGAUCCGGGACUCCGAUCUAGGUAUUCUCCCCGAUAACAUCACGGAUAGUACGACUGCUGCGGCCUCUGCAUUCCGCAUGGGUGAUGCGAAUCCAAACGCAGAAGUUGACGGGGACGAAGUCGCGCUGCCGAGUCUAGAGGAUAUCGAGCCUUGGUGGGAUUCAGAGGCCGGGAAUGCGACGGGGGCGUUUGGUAGUUCGCUGUAG
Messenger RNA from Aspergillus versicolor CBS 583.65, 2703 nucleotides. Its product is annotated as transcription factor domain-containing protein. Gene Ontology annotation, biological process: DNA-templated transcription. Bases 1 to 2703 code for a protein of 900 amino acids. Lineage: Eukaryota; Fungi; Ascomycota; Eurotiomycetes; Eurotiales; Aspergillaceae. The record is from RefSeq and is a predicted model, not a curated record. The transcript is spliced from 5 exons. Gene Ontology annotation, molecular function: DNA binding; zinc ion binding.